AGGCAAUGAUCCCCUCAUGUUGGCAACAGUCGAGAAGCCCCUGGUAAAUCGGCACGCAUUAGCCCUUUCAUACUCACGUUCGAUCCGAGACUGCUAUUCUUUUCUCAGUAACCGAAAGGCCCGUAUAUAAGGGUUGACCUCUUGCAUACUAUAGAAUUGAGCCAUCGAUCUUCUAUAUUCCUCUUUUGAUGUAUGAAUCAUGGUCCCAAGAGUCGCCAAUGACGACGGCCUCCCAUGGGUGGGGUCACAUGCGAAAACCAAAGAUGUCCAGAAAGCUUCAGGUUUGAAUUCUGACCAGUGGAAUUUGUUUGAGAAACAAGCGAGGAAAGUAGCAAACCAGCUUUUGAAAGAAAAACCCCAUGCCACCUGGUGUAGCUACAGUGAAAACGAAAAGAAAAUGGCUGCUCAGAUGAUGAAAGAAACAAUGAAAAAUGCAACCCAGAAGCAGAUUUCGGAAAGUAUUGCUCGAUGGAAGAUUCAACGGACCAUCUUCGUCAAAGUUCGUCAGGGAAAACAGAAAGCCAAAGAAAAGGAAAAUGACGAACGAAACUUUGAAGUAGGGACAGCGGCUAUCUAUAAUAGCACAAACCAUCUUGACGUACAGCCGACCAAGGUCCCUACACCAAGUGAAUUGCAAGACCCUAUCCAAAGCAUGUACUUUAACAGCACGAUGGAAUUAAGUAGCAGCAAGAUUGUAAUGGAUUUCGAUGAGUCCGAAUACCAAGAUACAACGACCUCGGCCAGAGCAUUCGACCCUAUUAAGGACGCUGCAGCUAGGAACAAGCUGAACAUCACGCGUUGAUUUGAAUGCCAUUCAAUCCCAUGUCGGCAUCUUCUUUGUCGUCUUCACUUCCGGUUACCUUGCCCACCAAGAGAUCGUCGUCUGGGAAAAGCCAUGGCUUAUCUUGCUGGUCCUCAGGCUGUAAUGGUUUUUUCGUGUCUGGAUGCAUUCGUGCUUGCCUGUGUGCUUCCAGGUAUCUCGCCUUCUCUUUGUACUUGCUUUCCAACGUUACUAGAGUUCUAUCUGCAAACUUUUUGCCAGUCAAUUGAAUAAAUUCUGUUCUCGUUA
Molecule: messenger RNA, 1069 nt
Organism: Bipolaris maydis ATCC 48331
Lineage: Eukaryota; Fungi; Ascomycota; Dothideomycetes; Pleosporales; Pleosporaceae
Source: RefSeq, a predicted model, not a curated record